AUGGAUUGGCAAUUGAUAAGAAUAUAUUGGAAUUUAAGCCCUGAAUAUACACUUGAUGUACUAGGAGUGAUUGAUGACUAUUACUUAAAUAUAUUGGAUUGGAGUAACCAAAAUAUAGUGGCAGUUGGAAUAGAUAAAAGAGUUUAUUUGUGGGAUAUAAUAACUGAUGAGUUGUCAGCAAUUACUAUAAUUAGAAGUGGUACUAAUACUAUUUCAAGUCUUUCAUGGUCUGAAGAUGGUGAUCAUCUUGCUGUGGGAUUGAAGGAUGGCAAUAUUGAAAUAUGGAAUAUUUGGAGUGUUCAAAAGAUUAGAUCAAUGAGUGGUCAUAUUACUCAUGUAGGUGUUAUGACAUGGAAUAAACAUAUUAUUGCUUCAGGAUGUAGGGAUGGUAGUAUCUGGAAACAUGAUAUUAGACUUGCACAACAUAAAUUUGCAGAAAUGCACAAUCAUAAUAGAGAAGUUUGUGGUUUGAAAUGGAGAAGUGAUGGUGAACAAUUGGCUAGUGGAGGUGAUGACUGUAAAGUUAAUAUUUGGGAUGCAAAAUCAAGCAUUCCAAAGUUUACUAAAACUGACCAUAAAGCUGCUCAUAUAAGCAUAUAA
This is a messenger RNA of Entrophospora sp. SA101, 600 nucleotides long. The record is from the annotation of a GenBank genome assembly. Lineage: Eukaryota; Fungi; Glomeromycota; Glomeromycetes; Entrophosporales; Entrophosporaceae.